Microthlaspi erraticum is the source of this 1191-nucleotide messenger RNA. The record is from the annotation of a GenBank genome assembly. Lineage: Eukaryota; Viridiplantae; Streptophyta; Magnoliopsida; Brassicales; Brassicaceae.
AUGGAAGCUGUGCUUCUCUGCUCCAAUGUUGCUCCUCGAGCAACGCCGUUGGAAGUCAACCGAAAGUUUUCGUUCAGGCAUUUGAACAAACACCUUAAGUGCCAUUCGCUUCGUGCUGAUUCCAGAAACACUCCGUUACUACGCAGCUUCGAAGCGACUACGAGCUCACCAAGCUUGAGAUUUUCUCCGUUCCCAGUGAGAAAAGGUUCAUGGGUUCCACCAAAAUGCUCGAUUUCAAGCUCCGCUGUUUCCGAUUCCGAGAAUCCUUUCCUCAGCCAAUUCCGUCUCCUCUCGUUUAGCUCACUGGUGAGUAAAAUUCGUCAGCUGAAAGUGAAGCCCAUGGAUGUUGUGAAAUUGACUCUCUUGCUAUCGAUUUUGUCCGUGGCUGCGAAAAAGAUUGCGACUUUGGUCUUGGACCCGUUCUUCUGGAUGUAUUUCAGCUGGACAUGGCUGUUCUGGCCCUGGUUUAUCGCUGUGGGUCUCGCCGGUUACGGAAUCUACUGUCUCCGUAAGCAAUUCCUCGGCGAAGCCAAUUCCUUUGAGCAGCUUGGUAUUGUAACUUCAGUCUUCACAUGGCUAACACUCGUGCCUCCUGCUUGUUUCAAUGGCUAUCUUGAAGGCUGGCCUUUUGUGUUCUUCUUGGCUUACCAUUACUUCUUCUUCUUCAACGUGAGCGUGAGGAAACGCCUCUACGGAGAUCACUACGCUCGCACGCAUGACCCCAAAUGGGAUGUGAACACGCCCUUAUGGUCUCGGGUUUUGUUCGGUAUUGGCAUCAUGGUUGGACACUGGCUUGCGGCGUUCGAAGGUCCUGAGCUUCACCGUUUGCCAGGCGGUUGGGCCAAUGCAGGGAUAUGGGUUUUGAUUGUGGUUACAAUGCUUAUGCAUUACGAUUCAACGCUGUAUCUCGCUAGAUAUUCGGAAAAAGUUGUUGUUCCAACGGAUGUUGUGCAGUUUGGUCCUUAUAGAUGGGUCAGGCAUCCGAUUUAUGCUUCUACGAUGCUUCUCUUCGCUACGUACUGCACCGCUCUGCGUGCGCCUCUGAGCCUGUUGUUUCUUGUAGCGGUUUGUUUGGUGUACUACAACAAGAAGGCGAAGGUGGAGGAAGAGCUAAUGGUGGAGAGUUUCGGUCAAAGCUAUUCGGAUUAUGCUGAUAAGGUUAGGCACAAGUUUAUUCCUUUUGUGUACUAG